GCAUCUCCUGUUUCUUCAGUCUGGCUUUUGUUCAUGUUUCUCCCAUUUCAACAGACGGCCUGUCGAUCAAGACCUAUGUGUCCGCUCACGACACCCUUCCCUCUGCCCGUUACGCCAAGCAGCAGUGCUUCGACUGCAAUCUGUGUCGGUGGAAGCUACGCCUUUAAUCUGUUUAUUCACGAAGAUCACAUGAACCCUCGGCUAAAAAAACUGAUUUUGUAAAGGGCCAACAUGUACUCCAAGGGCACCAAACGCAAGUUCUCUGACAGUGUGGACGCGGCGACGGAAAACAAGGCGGUGUUGUACAGCCGGCAGCGCCAGUUCCUGCUGGACAUGUCUCUGAUCAAGCUGCAGUUGUGCCACAUGCUGGUGGAGCCCAACAUGUGCCGCUCGGUGCUCGUUGCCAACACGGUGCGCCAUAUCCAGGAGGAGAUGACCCAUGACGGUAGCUGGCAGUUGGUCACUGAGGCUUUCGGCGGCUCUGGCCCAUCUGACCACCUGGUGGCCACCGAGGUUUUGUGUCGGUCAUCGGCGCUGGAGCAGCAGGGCGGUGGGCCCAAGCUCUACUCGGUGAUGGGCUACGAUAGUUGCCGCGAGGAAGAAGUGGUAACGGACGAGGCUCUCUGUUCUGUGACAAUUAGCGACGGGGCCCCGGCCCUCUUGGGGACCAUCGACCACUGCUGGGACAGGGCAGAAGUGAGAAUGGCGGCGGUAGAGGACCGGGUCAUCAAAGACUCCGGUUCGGAGGUGGAGGAUGGGGCGAUGUCUGGGGAGGGGGCUAAAACAGUGAUGGGGCAGGUGUUUGGGACGUUCGAGAUCAAAACUGGCGCCCCUGGGUCAGACCCGGCACUAGAGGAGCUGUUCUCAGCCGUGGAUGCCUCGUAUUAUGACUUGGACACCAUGCUCACAGGCAUUCAGAGCACCCCCAAGAUGGGGCCUUACAACCUUCUGGACAGCAUGGCCUCCUCCCACGGCCCCGCGUCCAACUCCAGCUGUAGAACCGAUCUCAGUGAACUUGACCACAUUAUGGAGAUCAUUGUCGGCUCAUAGCUUACAGACUUAAAACUCGACUGUUUGGUUGAACUUGUGCCUCUGACUUUUUGUCUUGUAUGUGUGAACAUACAGUAUCUACAUACCUUCCUCUGUAUGGAAACUGAGUGAUAUCCGUCUCCAUGCAAUGCCAUUUUUUUUUAGGUUAACAGUUUCUCAAGUUCACCAUACUUAUUUAUUAUGUUUACUUUGUAUUUCAAUAUGUCCUCUUUUUGGUUUAAAUUAUUGUACUUAUUACACUACAUGAAUUCAGAGCAGCACAACAUUUACAUUAAUAAUAUUUUUUUUAAGAAAAUAUGUAUAGUUAAACUAUAUAUUUUUUACUGUAGAGGCAGUCUGGGAAUUGUUCCCGACUGUCUUUAUUUUUUACAUUUGUAAGCAAGAACGAUUGCACAAAAGCUCAAUGUGUGAUUGGGGAGUCAUUUACCUUGUUUUCACAGGUUUAUCUUUGGUUGUGUCUUUGAGCUACAAGAGCAAAUAGGCAUUGUUGAAAACAUGAAUUAUGUUCAGUAUGCUCACAAUGUGAUCUUGGUCUAUGGUUUGGUGCUAUAUGCACUAUAUACAGUAUUCCUUAUAAACACUUGGCCUUGUUGAGCCAGACAGUUCCAUCUUGCACUGCGGCUAGCUGUCACCUAGCAUGUGGUGCCAUCUGUUUGCUAUUAAAGUUACACAUGUUCUUAUAUUGUCUCCUUACAAGUGAAUAAUUAUAAUGGGUAUAUGUCUAAUUUUCUGUUCUGACUUUAUUUAUUCAUUUCAAUCAUAUGGUGAUGUUAAACCUUGGCAAUACUAACGGUUGCAGAAGCUUUUCACCUUUCAAACAUCAAUUGGUAUUUGGUUUCUUGACUUUCUUUGCGUACUUUUAGUGAAGUAAUGACCUUGUUCAAACCAAACUGAGGACAUGCAAAGAAUUGUGCUUUUCAGCUGACCUGUUCCAACAGCGUUUUUUUUAUUUUUACCACGUUCAAAGCCUGCACUCGGCCACAAGAUAAAAUUGUGAGUAAACAACUGAUUUCUGAUUAAACAGCCAUGGGGUGGGAGAUACCAUGUUUCUUUUUUUAUAAUGAAGUACUAUACACUUGACAUACAUGACAAUGAGCUGGAGAAGAUGAUGCUUGUUAUGAGUAAACUAGCAGUUUAUACCAUUUUUAAUAAAGGUUCCAAAAUCAUAAUAUGAA
Messenger RNA from Salvelinus namaycush (lake trout), 2225 nucleotides. Its product is annotated as cell division cycle-associated protein 4-like. Bases 232 to 1050 code for a protein of 272 amino acids. The transcript is spliced from 2 exons. The record is from RefSeq and is a predicted model, not a curated record. Gene Ontology annotation, cellular component: nucleus. Gene Ontology annotation, molecular function: transcription regulator activity. Lineage: Eukaryota; Metazoa; Chordata; Actinopteri; Salmoniformes; Salmonidae.